Chara braunii is the source of this 1673-nucleotide messenger RNA. The record is from the annotation of a GenBank genome assembly. Lineage: Eukaryota; Viridiplantae; Streptophyta; Charophyceae; Charales; Characeae.
GUUGUUCCCACUGAAGUCGAGCCUUCUUCACUUGGCGACGACGAGCGAUGGACGUGAACGGGGAUGCGGUCCAUGACACACUCAGCAAGGCGGAGAGGGGGGCUGUGGCAGCGGCAGUGAACCUUAUCCUCAUCAGGUGUCAAUUGCAGAGGACCGAGGGGAGGAUGAGAGCAGCCAUUCACGCACGCUGGAAGAAGAUGCUGCAGUCCAUGCAUGUGGACGAAGAGGGCAGUGGUGCCAUUUGCGACGCCGUCCUGCAGGUGUGCUAUGCCAUGGGGUGUGGAGCAUUUCCCAGAGCGACGCUCAGGUGGUGGAUGAAGCGACGGACAGGGGGGGUGUGGGAGGAUCUGCGGCAAUGCGACGAUGCGACGGAAGACUACUUCAAGAAGAAGCUGCGCAUGUCGCCACGGGUGUUCCGGGAGAUAGCGGAAGCUCUGUCUUCCUUCCUUCAACGGCGUGUCACUUUCUAUAGGGAGCCCCUCCAACCUGACCUCAUUGUAGCGUACGCUUUGAACAGAUGGGUGUCGGGGGAGACGUACGAGAGCGGGAUAUGCAGCUUCGGCAUUGGAAGAAAGUUUGGGUUGGUGGCUGUGCGGGAUGUAACUUCGGCGUUGCUGAGUGCGUACCCGGAAAAGAUAUCGUGGCCAACGGGGCUGCGAAAGGCGGUCGUCUUGCGUGCUUUCACUGACAACGGUUUCCCCAACUGCAAUGGCUGCAUCGAUUGUACCCACAUCUUCAUCGACAAGCCAGCCAAUUGCCCCGACGAGGACUACUACGACAGAAAACGUCGUUUCUUCGUCCAGGCUCAGGUGGUCGUCGAUGUCAACUUGCGCGUGCUGGAUGUGUUCGUCGGAUAUCCGGGAAGUUGCCACGACGUGAGGAUCGUCCACUUGUCCAGUUUAUGGGCGCGCGCGGAGGCAGAGAAGCUUUUCACUGGGCCACCCAUCAUGCUGCCUUUCAGUGUGCGGACGAACGGGUAUCUGCUUGGCGACAAUGGUUACCCCCCCUCCGAAUGGGUAGUCGUCCCCUAUGAUGGUCUAUCACAGCACUCGUCGGAGAUGCAGUUCGACAACAAGCAGAAGACGGCGAGGGGAGCAGUCGAGAGGGCUUUCGACAGAUUGAAGGGGAUGUGGAGGUUGUUCCUUCGCUCCCAAGACGAACAUGGAGACGUUGCCGCAGCAAUUCGUCGCCGUCUGCAUUCUGCACAACAUACUCAUCGACGCGGGCAUCCCGUUCGACGACAAUCUACGGUGGGAGGUCGGGCCGGAUGGUGUUCGUCGCAGGGUGGACCUUGGGAUGCACCGCCCAUUGAGGCAGAUGUGCAUGGAGUCGUCAACGGGGGAUGCGCUGAUCCUGCGGGAUGCACUGGCAGAACGAAUGGGUACGCAGUGAAGACGGCGAAUUCGUGGGAGCAGGGAGUUAAUCGACCGCUGCCUGUAUCGGUGGGCGUUGGAGUGCAUGCGGCGGCUUGUUUGGCGCACUUUAGUUUCGUGCACUUUCGCAUUGCGCCGCACUUAGGAGGUUGUCGUCGGGUGGGGUUUAUGGCGAUGGCACAGUCCAUCGCGUCGUCGGCGGGGGUUUCGUGACGCGCGUGUAGUUGUCUGUCUUUGCGAUGAUUUCUAGUGUGGUGCCACUGUGAGUGACAGGUGUGAGUGACGGAGUCCAUUUCCGGG